Messenger RNA from Oppiella nova, 1350 nucleotides. The record is from the annotation of a GenBank genome assembly. Lineage: Eukaryota; Metazoa; Arthropoda; Arachnida; Sarcoptiformes; Oppiidae.
CACAGACAAUGCAAUCACACAAUCACUUCACACAAUGUUUUCCUAUCCAUUGGUUUGUGUUGUGUUUCAUGUGUCUGAAGACCACCGAUGAGACACUUGUGACACAAUUGAGGCCAUAAUAUGCAGAACCACAGCCACAAUGAGUCCAAACUGAUCUGCGAUUCACCGCUUUGGGACAAUGAGGUGUUUUGGUGGACAACGAGCCCACGACUCACCGAUUGCUUCCGACAGACACUUCUCAUCACAUUUGGUCCGAUAGUUCUGCUUCUGUUGACUCCUUUCGACUUCCGGUACUUUGUCUGCAAAGCCGUCACUCUAUCGAUUCCAUGGCGUCCCAGAAAUGUCUCAUCGGCGGUCUUAAACUUAGUGAUGAUAUCAAUCAGUUUCUGGCAUUUGCUUCGUUCCGUUUGGAAAGACGUGGACUUCUGGAGCACUGUCUUCGAGCCAAUGGUGGACUUCUUGGGCCUAUCGAUGGCAUACUUCCUGCAGAUCUAUUACCGGCGAAACGGGCGCCGGAUAUCGAUAGCCCUUCAGGUGUUUUGGUUGAUAACAGCCGUGGUGUCGAUAAUACGCCUCUAUUUGGAGCACAACCUCACGGACACCACAAUCACCCACAACACCAAUCAUUUGACUUAUCUGAUCGUCUAUUGUGUGUAUAUCUCGCUGUCAGUCAUACUCUUCCUCUUAUCGCACGUCUGUGACGAACCCUCCCAUCGAUACGUAAUCACCUCUUCGACAAACACCCACUCCUUCUGUGCCCUCGAGAACGAGUCGGCCCUCUCGAGGGUCACCUUCCUAUGGGUCCUCACAUUCCUCCGCAAAGGCUUUCACCGGAAACUCCAAUUCAAAGACUUGAACCGUAUUUGUCACUCAAUUAAAGCCAAAUACGUGUCGACACUGUUUCACAAAAUCUAUUCGCAAUACAACUCAAGACCUAAUACUCGAUCUCAUCGAAAGCCGAAACGCCUUCUCCCGGUGUUAUGGUGUCUGAGCUAUAAAUAUGUUUUAUUUGCUGUAUUACUGUUGGUUGUAUACCUACCGGCGCUAUACGGUCAGCCGUAUAUUCUCAAUAAAUUGAUAGACUUUCUGAAUGAUCCCAAAGACCUCUUAUGGCACGGAAUUGUCUUCUCCGUUGGAUUCGGUGUUUUAGGUGUUAUUUCAACCGUUAGUUACCAACAGAUCAAUGCUCUGAUGGAAAACACUGCCAUCAGAUUAAACAUUGUGUCCUUUGUCCUCAUCUCUAAUAUGAAGCCAAUUCUUAUCCACAGAAUAAUCGAUCGAUUCUGUGAUUCCUAUGUCUGCAGAGGGAGUGCACUGCGAGUCCACAACCAUUACGUCACCCAUUGCUGA